Solenopsis invicta (red fire ant) is the source of this 2463-nucleotide messenger RNA. RefSeq lists its product as uncharacterized. Bases 1 to 2463 code for a protein of 820 amino acids. Gene Ontology annotation, biological process: DNA integration. The record is from RefSeq and is a predicted model, not a curated record. The transcript is spliced from 5 exons. Gene Ontology annotation, molecular function: nucleic acid binding; zinc ion binding. NCBI's taxonomy places the organism in Eukaryota, Metazoa, Arthropoda, Insecta, Hymenoptera, Formicidae.
AUGGCUAGUGAUGAGAUUUCGCUACGUAACAUCGUGAAGUUCAACGGUACGAAUUUCCAACCGUGGAAAUUCCAAAUAAAAAUAUUGUUCGAUUACAAUAAUUUAUCGGCUAUUGUCGAGGGAAGUGAGAUGCUUCCUGAAAAAGCUACAGGCGCGAAUGCGGCGGCGAGAAAUGCCGAGUGCAUGGCCUGGAAGAAGAGGGACGCAAAGGCGCGCUUGCUCAUAAUUACGGCGUGUGACGAGAUACAAAUGGAGUAUCUUACAAGGAUUUCCAUCGGUACGCAAUGGAGCCGAGUUGCACUAUGGCGCAGCACGUGGCGCGUGUGCAAAAUUGUGCCUUCCGGCUACGCGAUAUCGGAGAUCGACGACGACACGAUCAUGGCCAAAAUUAUGUCGACGCUGCCGUCGAAAUAUCGUGCUUUUAAGACCACAUGGGCCAAUGUUCCGGAGAGUGCGCAGACCAUCUCAAAUUUGCUUGAUAAAUUACUACAAAAAGAAAAGAAUGUACUCAAGGAGGAACAAAUCAGUGAAGGGCUCACUGCUGUGUUGGUCAAUCCAGCGAAAGGCACGAAGGACAACGCGGAAAAUAAAGGCGGGAAUAAGGGCAAGCAAUUCAAGAAAGCCAAGAAGAAAGGAAAUGCUAGAUGUUUCCGAUGCUCUGAAAAGGGACAUUUUGCAUGGAAAUGUCCGACGAAACCGAAGAAGAAGCCUGCUGAAAAUGGCGGUGCUUCCGGUAGUGCAUCGAGUGGCUCUGGUGCAGCGUGCGCGUUCGCGUUCCCGGCCAUGUUUGAUCAUGAGAAUAUGGCGUCGGAAGACACGUGGUUUUUGGGCAGUUGUGCAUCACUACAUUCCACGUUUCGUCGAGAGAACCUUUUGUCUGCGGGACGCUUAACGGACAAAAACAUAUGUGUGACUCUCACGGAAAGGAAAGCGGAACUAAUGCACAAUGGCGUUAAGGUAGCUGAGGCGAGGCGAAUGUUGCAGUGUAAUUCAGAUUUAAAGACGUUACACGAGAGACUCGGGCAUGUGAACGUUGGGACUAUUGAGAGGAUGGUCAAACACAAAUUAUUGCCGUCGGUCAAUCUCAAGGAGGUAAAGUCAUUCUUUUGUGAACCAUGUCAAAUGGGAAAGAUGCAUCGAAAAUCAUACAAAUCGACUGAGGAUGGACGUGAUACUAAACCAGCUGCGGUGCGAAAUUGCUUCGGAAGAUCUAUUAAAGUACUUCGAACGGACCGAGGUCGCGAAUACGUCAACAAUGAAAUGAAAAGAUACUUGGAGGAGAAAGGUAUUGAGUAUGAAGUGACAGCACCGUUUACUCCUGAGCAAAAUGGCAAGGUGGAGCGUGAUAAUCGGACGAUUGUCGAGUGCGCGCGUACUCUUCUCCACGCGAAAAAUCUAUCAAAGAUCAUGUGGGCAGAAGCAACAGCUUAUGCAGUAUAUAUUCUCAAUCGUAUUGCUAAUCGGAAGGACAAAGAUGUGUCACCUUACGAGAUGUGGACUGGAAAGGCACCAGAUUUAUCGAAAUUGAAAACGUUCGGUUCCGAUGCAUAUAUACAUGUUCCAGGUUUAUUCCGUAAGAAAUUUGACUCACAAGCUCAAAAGGGGAUCUUUGUAGGUUUUCAAGGCGAAUCAGGGAACGCAAGAGUGUAUCUGCCAAUAACGAGAACUAUCAAGGAGUCGAAAGACGUGACGAUACACGAGAAAGAUGUUCUAGUGAGCGACAAGGAGGCGGCGGAAGUACAAGUAAAAAUUCCGAUUAAAGAGGAUGUUGGUCCUAUGAUGGAACAAGAAGUUCAAGGAGCAACUAUGCUAAAAGAGCUUCCGAUGAUUGAAGACGAACAGGCUAAGAAGGCGCAUAAGCUCUUGAUUGAGGAAGCAGCGAGUGAAAGUGUACGGCGUUCGCAACGGGAACGCAGAGCACCGGUUCGCUAUGAGGCGUGUUGGGCAGCGAUUGAGGAGCCGAGAACAUUCGUCGAAGCUAUGACGAGGCCAGACAGUGAGAAAUGGGAGAGAGCAGUAGAAGAAGAACUACAUGCACAUGAAGAAAAUGGUACGUGGAAAAUCGUGAAAGAUGUUGGGCAGAAGACGAUAACAUCCAAAUGGGUUUUCAAGGUCCAAGAUUUAAAGGACGGCCGGCGUUACAAGGCUCGUCUUGUCGCACGAGGUUUUAUGCAGACAUCGGGAAUAGAUUACAAUGAGACGUUUUCACCGGUGGUACGUUACGACUCGUUGCGGGUGUUGCUGGCGAUGGUGGCACAGCACGAUCUUGAAUUAGUACAAUUCGAUGUCAAAACGGCCUUUUUGAAUGGAAGGUUGAAGGAGAAUAUUUACAUGAAGAUUCCAGAUGGUCUUAAAGUCGAGGACGACAAGAAGGACUGCGUCCUGAAAUUGAAAAAAAUCGCUCUACGGGCUGAAGCAAGCGUCGAGAUGCUGGAACGAGACGUUCAACAAAUUCCUGUGUAA